Nothobranchius furzeri (turquoise killifish) is the source of this 3820-nucleotide messenger RNA. Lineage: Eukaryota; Metazoa; Chordata; Actinopteri; Cyprinodontiformes; Nothobranchiidae. The record is from RefSeq and is a predicted model, not a curated record.
GCAGCACCACUUCAGUCUCUUCAGAGCUACUGCUGAGAACACACCACUGUCUUUAAACACCCAAGUAAGUUUGACCAAACCCUUUUUGUCACUCAAAUUAUGAACAGAAGAAACGUGUCGUGGUACGAGUCACGUCUACACCCAGAAGAAAUGGAUUAUGAGUCAGACAUGGAAAAUGAUAUGUUUGAUGAAACAGAACAUACAUCCGCCUUUGAUGCUGAGAUAGAGUCUCUUCACUAUGAGACAAAAUUACCUGCUGAACUGGAGUUCCCUGGAUCUGAGACGGUCGACUCUGAUUCUGAGACGAUGCUCCCUAGAUCUCAGACGGUUCAGCGGGAAUUAGCUGGUUUUAAACGACCAAGAAAGCCACAACAACCCCUUACUUUCGCUGAACUAAUCGACUUUAGUUGUUAUGGUGAGUACGAAAAGUCAGAUCUACUGUCUACAACUAAAGAGAUGGAGUCUGAGAUGCCAGAACAAACAUCUGUCUUUGAUGCUGAGAAAGAGUCUCUUCACUAUGAGACUAAAUUACCUGCUGAACUGGAGAUCCCUGGAUCUGAGACGGUCGACUCUGAUUCUGAGACGAUGGUCCCUAGAUCUCAGAUGGUUCAGCGGGAAUUAGCUGGUUUUAAAUGCCCAAGAAAGCCACAACAACCCCUUACUUUAGCUGAAAUGACGAACAGCACAAACAUGUCCUGGUACGACUUAUGGGUCAACAACGUAGAAGUGGAUUAUGAUUUAGUCAUCGACUUUAGUUCUGAUGGUGAGGACGAAAAGUCAGAUCUACUGUCUACAACUAAAGAGAUGGAGUCUGAGAUGCCAGAACAUACAUUCGUCUUUGAUGCUGAGAAAGAGUCUCUUCCUAAUGAGACUCAUUUAUCUGCUGAACUGGAAAUCUCUGGAUCUGAGACGGUUGUCCCUAGACCUCAGACGGUUCAGCAGGAAUUAGUUGAUUUUAAAAGCAGGCAAAUUGAUGACCUUUUGAAACAAGUGGAUCAUUUGAAAGAAAAACUGCAGAAUACAAAUACUUGUUUCAAUCAGGAGAAGGAGAAGAGGCUUGCUGCAGAGAACCAGUGUGAAAAACUGGAGCAACGACAUUUGGACUUAGAAGCGAUGUUUAGCAGAGAAAAAGAUGAGAAAGUCAACGCAGAAAAGAAGUUUCUUGACAAGCUGGAGAAUUUAAAGGAGCAGCUUUCAGAAAAGGACAUUUUCAUCAAAGAUCUGACUCAGAGCAACUCAGGACUCAGAGUGGUCAUGGAAAACCUGACCGCUGAGAACGCUGCUUCUCACAAGGAGUUGGCUGAGCAGCAGGAGAGCUUCAAACACCAACUCCAGGAUAAAUCCUGUGACCUUUUGAAACAAGUGGAUCAUUUGAAAGAAAAACUGCAGAAUACAAAUACUUGUUUCAAUCAGGAGAAGGAGAAGAGGCUUGCUGCAGAGAACCAGUGUGCGCUUUACAAGGAGCAAACUAAAGAGAUGGAGAACGGUUUGGUUCAGCAGCAACAAAAGCUGGUGGCUUUAGAAAAGCAGUUACAGGAGCAGAAAAACGUGAAUGAAGAUUUACAAAAAAUCUGCUCAGAUCUAAGAGGUGAGACAGACGAGUCUCAUUUUUCUGGAGUCUCGAGAGACGUUCUGAUCGAGAACUUUGAAAAACUGGUGGAACGAUAUUUGGACUUAGAAGUGAUGUUAAGCAGAGAAAAAGAUGAGAAAAUCAGCGUAGAACAGAAGUUGACUGACAAGCUGGAGAAUUUAAAGGAGCAGCUUUCAGAAAAGAACGUUUUCAUCGAAAGUCUGCAAACAGAUUUAGAUCAAGAACGUCAGUUCAGACUCGUUAGUGUCCAGGAGCAGAAGAACGCCCAGCAUAAAGUCACUGUUAACGAGAACUAUAAGAAGGAAAUGAAAGAUCUUAAGAAAAGGAACGGUGACCUCUCUGAGUUGCUGAACAACAUUAAAACGGAUCUGAAGAACAGAGACAUGAAACUUCUGGAAGAGCGAAAUAAUUUUAAACAUCAGCUCAAACAGAAGAAGCUAAUCUGCGAAGAUUUAGAGAAACGUUUGAACAAAGAAAACGAGCUCCGCCUGACGUGUGAGGAAGAACUGAAAAAAGCUAAAGAUCAAAUGAGUUCAAUGAACGGAAAUCUCAAGAAGGAGAUCAACGAUCUGAAACAGAAGAACUUGGAGCUCAGUCAGACGCUGAGAAGUGGUCAGGCUGUAGAAACUAAAUCAGAACAGAUGUGUGAGGAUCUGCAGAAGUUUAAGCAGCUGCUCCAUGAAAAAAUGUCAGUCUGUGAAGAACUUAGCAGCAGUCUGGACAUGGAGAAGCAGCUCAGAGUUAGCUACGAGGCUCAGCUGGACUCUAACAGGACGAUAGUCUGUGAGAACUCAGAUCUUAAAGAGCAGAUCAAAGAUCUGACUCGGAGCAACUCUGAACUCAGAGUGGUCGUGGAAAACCUGACCGCUGAGAACGCUGCUUCUCACAAGGAGUUGGCUGAGCAGCAGGAGAGCUUCAAACAUCAACUCCAGGAUAAAUCCUGUGACCUUUUGAAACAAGUGGAUCAUUUGAAAGAAAAACUGCAGAAUACAAAUACUUGUUUCAAUCAGGAGAAGGAGAAGAGGCUUGCUGCAGAGAACCAGUGUGCGCUUUACAAGGAGCAAACUAAAGAGAUGGAGAACGGUUUGGUUCAGCAGCAACAAAAGCUGGUGGCUUUAGAAAAGCAGUUACAGGAGCAGAAAAACGUGAAUGAAGAUUUACAAAAAAUCUGCUCGGAUCUAAAAGGUGAGACAGACGAGUCCCGUUUUUCUGGAGUCUCGAGAGAUGUUCUGAUCGAGAACUUUGAAAAACUGGAGGAACGACAUUUGGACUUAGAAGCGAUGUUUAGCAGAGAAAAAGAUGAGAAAAUCAGCGUAGAACAGAAGUUGACUGACAAGCUGGAGAAUUUAAAGGAGCAGCUUUCAGAAAAGGACAUUUUCAUCAAAGAUCUGACUCAGAGCAACUCAGAACUCAGAGUGGUCGUGGAAAACCUGACCGCUGAGAACGCUGCUUCUCACAAGGAGUUGGUUGAGCAGCUGGAGAGCUUCAAACAUCAACUCCAGGAUAAAUCUGUCGUCUGUGAAAACCUGGAAACAGGUUUCACCAACGAACAGAAGCUCAGACUCCAGCUUUCCCAGCAACUCCAGGAAACAUCUGGCCUGUGUGAGAGCCUGGAAAACCAGCUUAGAGACGAGCAGAAGAUCAGACUUGGUUUGGAGACUGAGCUCGCCCAAAACAGAGACGUGGUCAGUGCAGGUCAUGAUGAUUUGAUGGCCAAACUAGAACAGAUGGAGGAAAAAGAAACAAAACUGUCUCAAAUCAUCGUUAACCUCCAGUUACGUCUGUUUAGAAGAAAAACGCAGCACGAGGAAGAGUUGGGAAUCCUGAAGAAACAAGUCUCUAAACUCGUGUCACGGACUACAAAUCUGGAAAGUCAAAAUCUGAUCUUGAGACUAAAGACUGAACGUUUUAACCCAGAUCAGCAAACAGAAGCGAUCAGUGAGCAGAUCGUACUUUUAGCAGAAAGCCUCAUGUCCCAGAGAGACGCUCCACACUCUGGCACAAAAAAACUGGAUAAAGUUUCUGUGUGGAGGCGUUUCAAGAAAUCUGUAACACCGGGAUGUCUCCGUCAGCACAAAAACAGACAACCUAGCAACUAACCUCCCUCCUAACUAACCAGAAAAGGCUAAUUAGAAGACAUCCCAUCGGGCAGCACUGUCCAGGAUGAAUCUGAGAAGUUAAACCAGCCACUGCCUCCCCAAAGACCCUGUUUAGAUAAAAAAAAAAAAA